AUGCUCUCCUGGGUUUGCCCCAGUUUUCCAUGGCAUGUUUCAUUCCUACAUAGUCCUACCAUCAAACGAAUCACAGUGCAGCAGGUGCCGGCGGAAUAUGCCAAUCUGCCCCGGCUGGAUGGUCGUGCUGUGAUUGAGUUCACUGUGAAACGUGGCCCUGAAGCAGGAACAAAAGUGUAUUCUCUCGACUCAGAGUUGUAUAACGAGGCGAAGUUUAAGUUGACCGUAGACGGCUGGUCUUCCCCCUUGUCAGCUGGAGAUUUUGUGGAUCUCGUGCAGCGGGGCUUUUACGACGGGAUGCCCAUUCAGCGUGCAGAUGGCUUUAUUAUUCAGACAGGAGAUCCUGGCCCAGAGAAGGGCGGUGGAUUCCAACCAACACCAGGUGGCCCUGUGAGGCUGAUCCCAUUGGAAGUCGGUAUCCGUGGUCGACCGGAGACCCUCUACGGCGAGACAGUGGAUGAAGCCCGCCUCGUCGGAAAGGAGGUGAAGAUCCCUUUCCAGGCAGAUGGAACCGUGGCAUUGGCGCGCAGGGAGUUUGACAACGACACAGCUCCUACUCGUAGACUCUUGUUUGCACUUUUGGGUCUUCAAAAGACAAGUGGAUUCGACAUCGAUGGUUGCACCAGCAUCAUUGUCAAUGCUGAUGCAAUGGUGGACGGAUCAGCCGUUGCCUCGCAUGCCAAUGAUUGUGCAGAUUGUGACUGGCGAGUUGUCUACGUCCCAGCGAAGGACCAUCCAAAAGGAUCGGAGCGGAUGAUCUACGAUGGCGUGUGGAGCCAAUAUCCCAGGCUUGUGGACCCGUCACGUUCGAAGCAAUAUCAGCCGGCCUUGGGCAUCACCUCGUCAGCCAUUUUGGGCCGCAUCCCUCAGGUGAAGCACACCUAUGCACUGUGGGAAGCAAGCUACGGUUUGAUGAACGAGCAUGGCUUGGGGCUGGGUGAAUCCACGUGCUCGUCUUUCUUGGUUGGGACAGGAAUUUCACAGGGUGGGACUGCCUUAUUUUCCAUUGGGAAUUUGAUGGCGAUUGCUUUGGAACGGUGCAAGACUGCACGCUGCGCGAUUCAAACCAUGGGCGAUCUUGGUGCGACGUAUGGUUUCUACGGUGAAGAUCCCGGCAUGGGUGGUGCAGGUGAAGCGGUCACCUUGGUUGACAAGACCGGUGAAGCAUGGGUGUUCCACAUUUGUGGAGGUGUGCCGAGCAAGGAAGCAAAUGCGACUUGGGCCCAUCAAAGAGGAGCUUUGUGGGCUGCACAGCGGGUACCAAGUGGACAUGUGGCAGUCGUGGCAAACAGCAUGAUCAUUCGAGAGGUCGAUGUCCAUGACAAGGAGAAUUUCAUGGUUCAUCCUGGAUUGGUGGACUUGCUCAAGGAAGCAAAACUAUGGGACGGCACGGCCCCUCUGGAUUGGCAGAAGUUGGUUGCACCAAAUAUGGAGACCUUCAGCUACUUUCCUGGUCUAGCACCUAUUCCGAUGUAUUCCACGUUGCGUAUGUGGGGCGUGUAUCGCCAGGCUGCGCCGAGCGCAAACAUCCAUGCCACCAAAGACUUGAGUAGCUUUCCGUUCUCAGUGCCCGUCGAUGGCAAGGCCACCAUCCUUGAUGUGAUGAACUGGUUUCGCACGCACUAUGAGGGCACUGAAUUUGACAUGCGCUACGGCAGUUUGGCGGGACCAUUCCAGACGCCAAACCGCUUUGAAGGUGGUGAUGGACCCAAAGCGGUGCCAGGGCAAUUCGCACGCUCUACAUCCAUUCCAAGAACUUCUUACACGGUGCUCCUGCAAUCUGGGCCAAUCUCUCAGCCGCGUGUGUGGUACGCACCCGAUGCAUCAGCAUCUUCCAUUUUUGUGCCUUUCUUCGCCUCAGCUCUGAGUGGAGCAGAUGGAAAGUUCGAUGUUGCUGCUUACGGUACUGGCUCAAUGAAGAGCUUCAGCUUUGCUUCCAAAGACGAGAUUAUGCCAGCGUGGUGGGCGCAUGACUUUGUGGCCAACUGGAUGGACCUGUGCUAUCAGAACAUGUCUGAGCAGUACAUUUAUCCAAAGGUCUCCUCCUUGCAGCGGGAGGUCUAUGAAGAGACUGAGGAUGCCAUCAAGAAAGCCGAAAAUCCAAUGAAGUUGGCCGAGCUUGCAAGUGGCAUACAGCGGAAAGUGACAGAGGAGUGGUGGCAACUGGCAGAAAAAAUGAUUGUCCGCUACAAUGAUCAUUUCUUCAACUACCCUGAAUUCGCCCCAACUAGCGUCGGGCCAGUUGGGUAUCCAGCUUUCUGGUUGGAGAUGAUUGGUUAUGAUCAAGAGUUCUACAGGCCGCAUUGGUUCCAGAGGUCGCCCUUUGUUCCAUCGAUGCUGCCAGAAACUGUGCAGGAGCAACUGGGCUUUGCUUCUCCCAUACAGGUCCUGUCUCAGGCGCCAGCGUGGGCCCCAAUGCCAUCUUAUGGCGUCCUUGGUUUCUUCCUCAUCACUCCAGCAACAGCCUUGAUGACUUACUUCAUGGGCUAUCGUCGAGGCUUGCAAGCUUCUCAAGCAGACGGAUACAGCCAGUUGUCCGCCUAA
Molecule: messenger RNA, 2544 nt
Organism: Cladocopium goreaui
Lineage: Eukaryota; Dinophyceae; Suessiales; Symbiodiniaceae
Source: the annotation of a GenBank genome assembly